GUCCUAACCUCCUGGUCUUGUCUGUGUUGAAGUUUGUAGACYCUGAACCCAUUUUUUUACUCAGUCAUGGUAUAGACUUCCUGUCCUUUAAAUUAAUUGUUUUUAUUUAGAUGUUCUACCAGGUGGUUUACAACAUUAACACUCUCUCGGCAGACAUUAAAGUCAACAUAAGCAAGUAUUUUAAAGUUUGUGCAAUGGGAGUAAUAUCUUUAUAAUUUUGUCUGAAGAGGGAACACAUUUGUGCUGUUUUACACCGGAAGAGUCUCAUAAAUGAACAUGCCUGCCUUUUCUUUGACCUGGAGUUCUCAUUUGUAAAAUGUAAGUGCCUUUUAAUCUGUGGUAUUUUCUCAAGGUUCUUCUGGAUUUGUUGAAGGUUUGGUGGCAGUGGAGAAAUGAAGCUUUCGUCAUCAUGGAUUGUCCCUCAUGUGACCCUACCCUUUCUGUGUUUCAUUUGGGGCACACGCGCCCAGCAGGCGUUCAGGACUGAGCCCAGGAACCUGACUGUGCGGAUGGGAGCCACAGCUGUGCUGAAGUGUGAGGUCCUGAGGGCCUCGGGGACUGUGCAGUGGGUGAAAGACGGCCUCCUUUUGGGACCUCAGAGAAGCCUGCCAGGCUUCCCACGCUACAGCAUGAUUGGAAAAAGAGGACAGUAUCAUCUCAAAAUUGAAAAUGCGCAACUGGAAGACGACACCGUCUAUGAAUGUCAAGCCGGCCAGUCUGAGAGCAGCGAUGCGAUUUUCUCCAACCAAGCCUGGCUCACCGUACAAAUUCCGCCGUCUGAGCCGUACUUCAUCGUGGACACAGCAACACACUGGGUGGCGGGGAGGCAGUACGACGUCGCCUGCGUCGCCCCCGACGCGAAGCCGCCGGCCGAAGUCAAGCUGUACAAAGAUGGAGUCGAGCUGACAGGUGCGGCGUCUUUUACCACGUCUGGCUCAAAGGAUAAGCUUCAGAACACGCACGCCCAAGUAACAGUCACAGCUCUGAGCUUGGACGACGGACGACAGUUGACGUGCCGCGCCAAGAAUGUGGCCGCUCCCCAGCCCGUGGUGACCACGACGACCAUGAAUGUGUAUUAUCCACCUGAGCCUCCUUACAUUUCAGGCCUGGAUAGAGAUGGAGUCAGUGCGGGGACACUACUCGUGUUGGAGUGUGUGUCUUUUGGUGGAAACCCUCGAGCCACUCUCCAGUGGACAAAGAAUGACGAAGUCUUAUCCAAGACUUAUGACAUCAUAAAUAAGAUGUCMAAAAGUGUCCUAAAACUGAAAAUCACCCCUGAGGUCAACCAGGUGGAGCUUUGCUGUGAAAGCGCCAACACGAUCUUCCCAACUCCUCAGUCCGUCAGCCGCAGACUAAYUGUGUUCUUCGAUCCUGCGGAGCUGACUCUGUCRGGUGAGAUGGUGGCCGUCGAGGGGCAGGAAUUGACUCUGAGCUGCUACGCUGCCUCAAGUAAUCCGCCCGUCCACAUCCGCUGGUGGUUAGGGUCCAAGGAGCUCAACAACACAGUCGUCACGGUGGAAGAGGGGGACAAUGGAGGGAUGACAACCAAGUCUGAUGUGACCCACCGGGUCUCCCGAGAGGAGGAUGGACUGAAGCUGACCUGUGAGGCUUUUAACAACGGCACACGGGCCUCCAAAAUCCAAACUGAUAAAAUUAGCGUGUUUUACCCACCUCAAAACGUCUGGCUUGAUUCACCACCUGAAGACACGCCCCUUCAGUCGGGAACCACGGUCACCCUUGUUUGUCACUCAACUGGAGGGAACCCCGUUGCAACACUGACAUGGUUCAAAAAUCAGAAGGAGAUGAAAAACGCUCAGCCGCAGACAAAAUCUCACAUGGCCGUGGCUCGCACCCUCAGCCUGGUCCUGAGCGCCAGUGAUAACCUGGCUACCUACCGCUGCGACGCCACAAACAAGGCUGAGAAGACCAUCUCUGCACACACAAAGCUCCUGGUUCACUUUACGGCAGUGAGCAUGAAGAUUAMAACCAAACAGGAAGUGGUUCGUCGUGGUGAGAUUCUGACGCUGGAGUGCCUGUCAGGGAGCAGCAACCCGAAGGCCGAAGUCUCCUGGAGCGUGGGCUCAUUGAGAUUCCCGGGCGUUGAGCAGCAGCCCCAGAAGGACGUGUUUGGUGGUGUUUCCAUUCGCAGCACUCUGUCUUUGAAUCUGAGUUCACAGCAUCACAACCAGAAGGUUAUCUGUCAGGCGUACAGCCCCGUGUUGGCCAGGGGGGCCAACACCUUCUACCACCUGAACGUCCUUUAUCCGCCAGAGUUCAGUCCUGACCAGCCCACGGAGAUCCUGGUGUUGGAAGACGACGUGGCGACCAUCCCGCUGCUGGUCUCAGCUAACCCCGAGGAGAUGUCCUGCACUUGGCAGCACCGCAGGGAACGGCUGGUCAAAGGGGAGAGUCUGCGCCACCACUGGUCCGAUGACCACUCUCUGGAGAUCCGAAACGUGACGAGGAAAGACGCCGGAGUAUACACGGUGGAGUGUGAAAAUGAAGAAGGCGCCAGCCGAACCUCCAUCACUCUGAACGUUCACUAUCCUCCCAGCGUCAGAGCAGAGAAAGACCCCGUGUUUGUCGACCUGGGGAGAACGGCAGACCUGAUAUGUGUGGCAGACGCCAACCCCAUUAUAUCUGACAUGUUCUUUUGGAAAUGGCUGGGAGAGGAGGACGUGGUGGUGGGAGAGGCGACCCAGGAAGAUGAAUCAAGCAUUCUGACCAUUCAUGAUGUGACUCGGGCUCACGCCGGUUUGUACCAGUGUACAGCCAGUAAUGGCAUAGCGCUCCCUGCCAGUGUGAACGUGCAGCUCGUUGUACAGUUCAAACCUGGAGUUCAAAAAGGCCCCCAGUGGAGGAAGAUUGCGAGUAGAGGCGAUGGCACCACUACAGCUGAACUGGUCUGUCAGGCGGAGGGCAUUCCCCGUGUCGACUUCUCCUGGGAAAAAAACGGAGUACUCAUGGAUUUGGCAAACCCCAGGUAUGAGGAGAGGACAGUGAAGGAGGGCUCCUUCCACACCAGCACACUGCGAGUGGUAAAUGUGAGUGCAACUCUGGACUACGCUGUCUUCAGCUGCAUCGCUCGCAACUCACUCGGGGAAGACAAGUUAGACAUCCAACUCGUCAGCACAAAUCACCCAGAUCCACCAUCGUCGUUCCGCCAAGUCAGCGUAACCCACGAUUCUGUCACUCUGGAGUGGAUCCCUAGUUUCAACGGCGGUUUGGAGCAGAGAUUUCGGAUAAGAUACCACUGGAACCAGUCAGUCAGCUUCCUGUACGUAGACGUCUUCCCACCAGACGCAACGACCUUCACUGUUACGGGCCUGCAGCCGAAAACCACCUACAGCUUCUCUGUCAACGCUCUGAACGUGAUCGGAGAGAGCGACUACGCUGACGACAACGCAGUCUUGAUCAUCACCACCGAGGAGGAGCCAGAGUCAGAAGGACCAACAGCAGCAGACCCACUGAAUGAAGGAUUCCCAACCUAUCUGACGGUGGCGUUCACUGUGGUGUUUGGAGUCUUGCUGGUUGUAAACUCACUGGGCUGCUACUUUGGGAAGAAGUGGAAAAACAGGCGAGACAAAACAACAGGGGCAGGAGGGGGCAGUGUGGUGAAUAGACAGAAGAGUGAGGAGGACGGGUCGAGUCAAUCAAACUCCAACAAGUACGAGAGCGGAGAAAAAAUCAACGCCGCGGCCCAACGCACCCUCAUCAUCGACUCUGGAUCCGAAACCGACAGCAACGCGUACGAGAGCUACACGACGGAAAACCCUCAUUACUAUUAUCCUAUUGAUGGCUACAAGCCUUCCCUCAGGCCACACCCUGAGGAACAACGUCACCUUGACAUCAUACCUUCGAACUAUGAGCACCAUGUGUAUGAAGAUGUAAGAGACUGGGAAACGUACCAGGACAUGCUGCCUCCCUCCCUCCCUUUCCCGCCUUUUUCAUCUGACCACAGAUUGACUCUGCAGAGGACAGACUGGAGGACACCAGCUCACCCUCAGGAUCUUGUGGAAACGGGAAAGUUCAUGGAUGUUCAACAAUCACACGAUUAUGAUCUACCGUUUGAGCUGCGAGGAGAGUUAGUCUAAAGCGAGUCAUGGUCAACACCCCCCCCCCCCC
Messenger RNA from Austrofundulus limnaeus, 4125 nucleotides. It is a transcript of the gene nphs1, whose product is annotated as NPHS1 adhesion molecule, nephrin. Gene Ontology annotation, biological process: cell-cell adhesion. Bases 393 to 4094 code for a protein of 1233 amino acids. The transcript is spliced from 30 exons. The record is from RefSeq and is a predicted model, not a curated record. Lineage: Eukaryota; Metazoa; Chordata; Actinopteri; Cyprinodontiformes; Rivulidae. Gene Ontology annotation, cellular component: cell-cell junction; plasma membrane. Gene Ontology annotation, molecular function: cell adhesion molecule binding.